CGCCGCAAGUGGCGCGAAUAUAUGAGCGAGCUUGCUCCUGGCCUCGAAGUCGAGCUUGGAAUUGACGACUUACUCGGCGAAGUGCUCGACUCAUUCAUUGAGAGUGCGGCCCGUGAUGCCGUUCGCCUCGCCGCGCACCGCCGCAGCGCUCGGGUCGAGGCGAAGGAUGUCGGACUAGUCCUCGAACGGCAGCACAAUAUCACGGUUGCGGGUUUCGCC
This is a messenger RNA of Cutaneotrichosporon oleaginosum, 219 nucleotides long. RefSeq lists its product as uncharacterized. Gene Ontology annotation, biological process: DNA-templated transcription initiation; RNA polymerase II preinitiation complex assembly. Gene Ontology annotation, molecular function: DNA binding; TBP-class protein binding; protein heterodimerization activity. NCBI's taxonomy places the organism in Eukaryota, Fungi, Basidiomycota, Tremellomycetes, Trichosporonales, Trichosporonaceae. Gene Ontology annotation, cellular component: SAGA complex; transcription factor TFIID complex; SLIK (SAGA-like) complex. The record is from RefSeq and is a predicted model, not a curated record.